Molecule: messenger RNA, 5776 nt
Organism: Asterias rubens (European starfish)
Lineage: Eukaryota; Metazoa; Echinodermata; Asteroidea; Forcipulatida; Asteriidae
Product: protein virilizer homolog
Exons: 33
Coding region: 8-5776 (1922 amino acids)
Cellular component (GO): RNA N6-methyladenosine methyltransferase complex
Molecular function (GO): RNA binding
Source: RefSeq, a predicted model, not a curated record
UCAAAACAUGGCGGACGAGAACUUGAGCGAGCUCUUGUUCUGUGACACAUUUAGCCAUGAAAACAAAGAGGAGUUGAACCUUGAUCUUGUGCAGUUUCCUUGGCCAGUAUGUGUGAGUGAAGUCAGGGUCAUCCCUAGGGCCACAGCUGCCCAUCCAGAGUUGCAGAGCCAAGGAAGAGUUGGAGAAACAAGUCCCUCAACAUUCUCCUUAGAGCUCUUCAUCAACAACUUGAGAAAGUCUGGAUCAGCUGUAUUUGAGAAGCUAGGAUCACUUGACUAUGUGGACAAUUCAAAGAUACAGUUCCUCACCAAUACCAAGGUGCCUACAGAUGGGAUGGUGCUAAGGGGCUGGUAUCAUAAAGUGACUGUGGCUAUCUAUGGCUUUGUGGCACCUCAUAAUAAGAAGAGACUUGAGGAGAGACCAGCUUCUCCUCCACCGCCUCCCCCUCCAAAGCAGAAUGCACAUGGGUCCAAGAGAACAGCUGAAGAGGCAGUUGAGUUUCUGACGCAUGAUUUAGCACAACCAAAGCAGACCCAACAUCAUGCCUGGGACUGGGACAAACAAGAACUUGACCAAGCAGCCUCCUCUAAGCGUCCUCGCUACCCCGACCCACCUACAGAACCUGAGCACCAUCAGCCUCCACAGCCACCUCUGACCAUACCAGGCAGUGGUAGCCGCAGGGGGCCCAGGACUCCUUCACCACCCCCUCCUACUCAAGAGCAAUGGGACUCCACUCAGGGACACCCUGCUGAGGCCUGGCCAUCAGCAGAAGACACCAAAGACUGGAAGACACAAGAUUCCUGGGAGGCUGGUGAACAAGAGGAGCAAGGCCAGAGUCGGGACUGGGAACACGGUGACACAUGGGAAACAACAGACACAUGGGAACCAGGAGAUGCUGUGGAGUGGGAAGAGCCACCCCCAUCAACUGUCGAUCCACCACCUCAGAAAGCACCUUACACUGAGCACUGGCGUGACGAUCGAAGUCAUUCAUCAGUGGCGGCUAGUAGUAGCAGCAGUUGCGGUAGAACGCAGAAGAAGCAUCGCAAGCAUCGGGGACCUAGGACUCCUCCGGGAGAGCCAUGUCGCUCCCCGACCCCAACCGAAUUUCCUCAGUCGGCUGAUUCAUACAGCCAAGAUUCGAGGAGGCGCCGAGAAAGAAGACGAGGGGACAGUCCGAGAAGGGACUUGCGAAGAGAUAAGGACUCAAGGCGAGAAUCAGAGACGAGAAGAGAUUCAAAGAGUAGGACAGAGCCAGAGGCAAUACCACUGGUGGCUCCAGAGCCUGGUGAGAUAGUUCAUGAGUCCCAGGAAGGAGGUGAUGAACUCUUUGAACCUCUUACACCAGAGACAUCCCCAAUCCAUCAGUACUCAGAUCGGGACAUUAUGGAUGAUGAUCGAAGCCGAGAGCCUCUUGAAGAUGUUGAGAGUGAAGGCAUUGGACACACUUAUGAAGAGAUUAGUGAUGAAGAAGGACUGGAUGAAGUGGGUAGCCUGGAUGAACUCAUGGAUACGGAUGGAUUAGAUGGGCUCGAAGGUGAACCAUGGCCAGAUAUUGUUACAUUCAAUUCAUUCCAAGUUGAGCUUGUACCACUAAGUACCUACCCAAGCAUGCUCUCCAUUCCACAAGAUCAGACCAAACUCCCUAAAGUCUCAGAGGGUGCUCCUGAGGCAGCUCAGAGUCUUAGGGAUGUCAUUAAGGAACAUCAUGACCAGGAAUAUGGACCAAGGUGGGUAGGAGCCCUGGAGCCAUUGAUAACCCUGAUUUCCCAGGCUCAGUCAAGCCUGUCUGACAAUGACUCCGUCAUCUCUACCCUCACUGAAUGGUCAAUCAAAGCAAUCAGUCUGGACAGGGCUAUGGGUCAACCCAUUGCGGUCAACAUGAGACAGUUGAAAGCUGGCAUGAGGAUGGUCACUGCCCUGUGUGGAUGCGGACAGAGUGUGGCCUUGAAACUGUUGGACUCUGGCGUUCUUGAUGCUCUGAUGGACCUGCUGUUUGGCAGUCACAUGGCAUCCUCUAUGAAACUCAUGGCUCUUAAUGCCCUGGACAGCACCACUAAUUGGCAAGAUGGUAUAGAACGUUUUCUUGGUCCAUCCUCAUCUGAAAACGAUCCCACGAUUAAAUCACCAAAGACCUACUACCAGCGUCUUGUUAAGCUGUUGCUGUCUGAACAGCCAGUUAGGGUUGUGCAGGCGGCGACGGCUCUGCUGAAAAAAAUUCAUGUUUAUGAGACACUGACGACAUUGCAUGACACUGUCAACAGUAUUUUGGAUACAGACACCGAGCCCUCUUCUGUUUCCCCUACUUCAUCCCUCAAACAGUCCUCCAAGUUUGACCCCAGUGACCCUGAUGCCCUCCAGCACCACUCCUCUGGCCCAGGGACACCCUUAGAGGGAGAGGUGAUGGGUGAUUGUGUGGGUGUGAGCAGUGCUGACUUAGAGACAAUCAUUGGUUGUUUGCAGGAUAUCUGCACUGUACUCAGGACCGCAUCGUAUACACUGGUGCAGCCACCAAUCAAAGCUUUCCCCACUACUGCUAAAGUAACAGGACCACCAAACACAGCUGAUCCCUACCAAACUUUGUAUCAUAUGUUCCACACAAGAAAUCUUCUGGAGAGUGUGCUAGUCCUGAUUUCAUGUCCAGCGACUGCGGGUCAUGAGAGCAUUUCUAGCACCAUUGUGGAGUUACUCACUGCAAUCACGAAGUCUCUCAAAGGACUACUGUAUCUCUCAUCGAACCAAGCCACCACCAAGGCCCUCUGCCAGUGCUUGACUGCCAACCUUGACGACGAGGCUCAGGAAGAGAGUCUCUUACAACAGCUAGGUCUACAGCUUCUCUACAGCAUGGCCACACUGCAGUACAUUGACCAGCUACGCCAAGCUACAGAUAAAGGACUCAAUGUCACAGCAGCAGACUGCGAUGAGGUCAUCGAGAUCAUGAGAUGGCUGUAUUCUAUCAGCUUCACUACUGUAGGCAGGACGGCUCUUGCUCAUAUCCUCACUAUGGAUGAUAAUAUGGAGUGUUUGUUACCAUUCAUUGAACCAAAGGAGCCAGGCAUGAGUCCAAGUAAAACCAGGAAGACAGCUUCCCACGGCUACGCUGCUCAGAUCCUAGCCUGUGUUAUCCAGCAUAAUGAGAAUGUGACAGUGUUGAGCCAAUAUCAAGCCAGACUGCAGCUAUGCACUUAUGGAGACCCAGCCUUAUCAAAAUGGUUGAGCUCAAUCGAAGGUGUGAAGUUGGAUGUCAGCUGCAUCAGUAAGAUGAUAGAGUACAUCAAUAAGGAGAGUGAUGAGCUGGGACAUAAUCUCCUUGGAGCUGGGCCUGGUAUCGUUACAUGCCUCAGGGUCCUAAGACAUCUUGCCUGCGCACCGGAAGAUAUGCAGUCAGGGGAUCGGCAGAUUGAUUUACAGUACAAGCUGUCUGUCAUUCAGCUAUAUUCAUCCAGCUCCAUGAAUGCUUUCAUUAAUGUCAUCAAGAGACUCGGUGAUCGUCUGUUGAGGCCAUGGCAGCAAGGUUUCGCUCUGUCUAACACCCAGGUACAUCUUAUUGAAGCCAUCGUGACCCCGGUACUGCAACUCAUCAAAGUCAUGCUGGCAGAGUUACUCGCUAGUGGCUCAGUACAGUUCAAAGAUGAGCGCCUGGUAACCUACCUCCUACCAUUGCACACUGUGUUGUGCUCGGUACCCAACAGCGUGAUCAUGCCGACUGAAGCCCAGCAGGUACAGACGGACAUCAUUGACAUUCUACUCAGCUACACAGUCCUGACCUCUCAACAACCAGACACUGAAGAAGGAAUAGCAAACAGCAGCUGGACUGUAAUGUUGAAGGAAGUCCUGAAGUACAUCCCAUCUGCAGCGUAUGCUUACAUCGGUGGACUGACCGUACUAUCAGAGCUGCUACCUCUACCACUUCCCAUGCAUGCACAGGAGCCCCUGUCAUCAGAGCAAGUCCAGCAGGCCUUGAACCAUCGACGAUUAUGGAGUCUUUAUCUUCUCUCAGAGAGCGCACAGAUUCAACAAAUUAUCAAAGAUCUGACAGGUAGCAGCUGCCUGCCUCUACAGCAGAUCUUACGUCGUGUCUGUUGGCAACUUGCUGAUCUAGCUGCACCGACGGCUCUUACUGUAGUCAGAUCACUACUGGACGUUCUUAUUGAGAGUCUUGCCCAGGGGGAGGAAGGAGCAAAGAAGACACAGCCACCUGGAGACAUUGCGAAUGAGGGGGAGGAGGUGAACAAGAAGACACAGCCUUGUGGGAGCGACACCGCUCGUAUUUUAACCUUAGUGGUGUACCUGGUAUCACAGCCUGCUAUCAAAGCACCGUUGCUGCAUCUCUUUCGAUCAAGCUUGAAAUCUGAUGAGAAAUACUCAGAGCUUCUUCCCUGGCUACUCUCUCUGCUGAACGUGGUGUCAGACUCGCCCUGUCACCUCCAGGCACAAGAAUGUAUCGUGGCCCUGCUACAAUCAAUCUGUGGCCCAGAGAUAACCCUCUUAGUGACAGACACACAGCCCAUCAGUGAGCAACUGGCCAAUAGCCUACCUGGAAAGGAACAUAUGGAGAUCAUCUGCUGUGCCUUGCUUGACCAUGUGACCAGCCCGGACCAAUCAUAUGCAAGCAUUCUACCGUCGCUUCGGACAUUGUCAAUGCUGCUGGAUUAUGAUUAUGGAUUCUUUUAUGUGAAAUGUGCAUUGGACAAGACGUCGACAGCCUUCCACUCUCUCUUCACCCGCCUCCAGUCAUCCUUCCACAAAGACAGCUCAGACUACCUGUCCACUCUGUCCACCACCCUGGACCUCCUCCAGAUGUUACUGACCAUAGAGGGGCCCUCAGAGGGUGAGCAGGAUACAUGUCAGGAAGAUGGAGGUCCAUACAGGACUAAGAUGCUGAGUGUGGGACAGUUGAAGGAGUACUUGAUGUGGGGUGUGGAGAGCCAUCCACUGGGCCAGCUGGAGAAAACACUCAUUGAAUGUUGCAAAGAAGAUGAGAUCUUGGAGAGUCUCCUAGACAGCAUUAGCAGCCUGAUCCAGACCCUGGAUUCACCUGAAGAGCCCGGGGGUUCAAAGGCAGCCACGGCCCCCAUGACUGAGAUCACUCUCCCUGCCCCUGUAAGCCUCCUGGAACAGUUCAAUACUCGGACUGUGUUUUACAUGGGGGAUGGAGAGGACGACAGGUUGAACACAGGGUUCUGGCUUGGCCCUCCCGGCAUAGAUGAUGGUGACAUUGAGCCUGAAAUGGUUCAGUGUGACUUAGAGGAGCUCCGAGUCACUUAUCUUCCUGAUCUAGAUCUACAAGCAGAGUUGGAGAAAGACCUCGGUGCAGAAAACUUGCCCCCAGAGAAGGACCAAAAGAAAAGGAGUGUACGACGGAAAUAUGAAUCCCUUACAUCAAGGUCUCAGUAUCGCUUUAACUAUGGCAUCAAAAGAGCACACAAUCAAUCAGGCAACUUCAACCAGUACGGUCGCCCCAUGCAAGGGAGGAGUGGUAGAGGCUAUGAUAUCUUCAGACAGCGAGCUCAGAAUACCAGCAGACCGCCCUCUAUGCAUGUGGAUGACUUCCUGGCUGCAGAGGCUAAUGAGUCAACCGACUCAAAGAAACAACAGCGGGGGCCACAGCAGGGUCGUAGUGGACGUGGUGGAGGCUUCAUGGGUGGGGCUGGAGGAGGUCAAAGAGGGGGUUUCCAGGGAGGAAGGGGACCAUGGAAUGGACCAGCCAACAACUAUGGCAGGAGAGAUGGAGGUAAGAAUCAAUUGUCUAGACAAUUAAUAGACGUAGAUGUGUAG